CACAGUUCAAACAUGGUUUCCAGGCACCUUUAAACUAAAACUGGUGUUAUCUAAAUCCUCCAGUUGUGCGUUUUAAUAUUAGCAAGAUGUUGGUUAGUUAGGACAGGUGAUUUUUGUCUUCUAGUUUUCUUUCGAAGUCUUUUCGAAAAGAUUUCGGUGGCUGUGUGCACAGUUUAUCGGUGGCACCAACACAAGGUCUUCUUUGCCUCAGGCUUUCCCGGGGGUCACGAGCAAAAGUGGCACUGAACGUGCCCUUUUAGGGAAGGCGCUGAACCCCUGACGUAGAGUCGUACCCCAGGCCGCACCAGCUGAGAAUCGUCGGGCGAUUUCAGCGGCUGCAGUAACUUCUUCCGUGUGGCUUGUGUGGAGCAUGGGGACACGGCCAUUCCCUUCCUUCUCAGCCUCCGUGGGAUGCAGACGUGGGGACUGUGACUGUCCCAGCAGCGAGAGCGGGUGCUUGGCUGCAGUCCUUUGCUAAGUGUCACUGCUUUGGUUAUUGUGGCUGCACAAGUUCACUCCAAAACUGGUGGCUUCAAACGGCGGUGCUCAUUUCUUACUGCUCAGGGUCUCAGGUCUCAGGGCCCAGAGUUUGGAACAGCUCGGCUGCGCCCUUGUGCAGCUUGGCCGGCUGGGGCCAGGCCGGGGCUGAGCGUCCCUUCCGGGACAUCCCGGCUCUGGGGCUGGGAAGACGUGGACAGUGGGGCUGCUGGCCUCUCUGUUGUUGCGGUCGCCCCAUGCGUGGCGUCUCCGGGGCGUGUCCCUAAAGGGAGCAGGCCUCUGUGGCACCUGGAAGUCACCUCACCUCUGUCCAGUCGAGGGGCACCUCAGCACCACUUUUUCUUGGGAGGCGCAGAGACCAGCACAGAAACGGUGCCAGUUGGUAACUCAUGUUCAGCCGGUUCCAAGUUUCCUUUGAGUGCUGUUGGAGAGAAAACGAAGUUAAAACUCUGAGAAGCCGGAGGCGGUGCUGCUGUGCUUGCCGUGAGCUUGGGACCCUGCACGAUGUGCCGGGAGGCUGCUGGGUCUGCGGCACCAGGACGUAAACCCUGGAACCGAUGCUUUGGGUCUAAAGCUGCCCGGCUCUGGCCUCCCUGGGCUUUGGCACAGCUGACUAAGCAGAUCCUGGAAACGUUUCUCCCCAUUUUGUGCUUCAGGAGCCGGCAGGGGAGCUGGAGCAGCCCAUCCAGAGCCUAGGCUCAGGCCCGGGGUCCAGGCUGGAGGGAGGCUGCGCGUCCAGGGCCCCGUCCACCCCACCCCGGCUGCUGCGUCUGCGGCCUGCUGUCCACUCGGAUCCGCCUGUUUGGCAUGUCCUCGCUGACCUCCCCCAGCACCGGGCGGCCCCUCCUGGAGUGAUUGAGGAGCGCAGUGGCGGGUGCAGGGGACACCUCCGGCCUGAAGCAGAGACCAGCCGGGCAGAGCCGGCCGAGGGAGCCGAGGCGGUGCAGCAGGCACAGGGCACGGCAGCCCUGGGGGAGAGCCCUGUGCCGGGUCAGAGCCUCAGGGUGUUCAGAGGUGCGGCGGGGCCCUCGGCUUAAAUGGGAGCAGAAAGAAACGUGUCGUUGGGAGGCGCGGAAGAUUUGCUGUGGCUGCUGUUACCUUUCUGCGAUUGGGUGUGCCGUGUGCCACCAGGAGGGUUUGACAGGAGGGUCUGAGAGACCCCGGAGCAGCUGGCUCAGUGGGCAGAGGGCAGAGGAGGAGGCCGCCCCCUUGCCGUCUGCCAGAGGGCAGUGCCGUGGCCAUCAGGGGCCGGUGGGUCGCAGCAAAGUAGGCUGACCUGUCAUGUCGGGCCGAAGGGGCCCUCAGGAAGCUCUUCUCCUGCGGGGGUGGGGAUCUGAGUGGGCCCCGGGUGGAUUUGUGGGGAGCGGCAGGGAGAGCGAUCCUGUGGCUUGGCUGGUCCUGCCUUUGGACUGGGGGCCGGUGGUGCGCGUGCCAUGUGGCCGGCUCAGAUCUGGCUCCUGGGUUCGAAACGCACUGAAGUAGGACCACUCCUGGUGCAGAGCUGCCCCCUGGGGAAGCGCUGGCCCUGCCCCUCCUGUCCAGCCUCAGGGUCCCUGGCUGUGUUGGAAGGGAUGGGUGUCUCUGCUCAGGGUGCGGUGCGGGGAGCCCCGGGUGCUGUCGGUGCCGAGCAUGCCAGGUGCUGAACGCCCUGUGGAUCGAGGGGCGCACACGGGGACCCUGUGCACAGUGGGCGCCUCUCCUGGCCUGGAGCCAGCCCUGGGCGGGGUCGGUGCCUGUGGUCGGGGAGAGUCUGCGACCUCUGGGUCCGCAUGUUCCCGCUGGAGGAGGGCCCCGCCCUGCCCUGUGUCUGCAGACGUGUGCUCAGGGCGGGCUGGCAGUGGUGCCCCCACCCUGCCCCCCAGGUUUGCUGCGGCGCCGCCCUUUGCCCAUUCGCGAGGAUGCUGGCCUUGGGCCUGCGGUUUCAGAGUCACGUUGAGGAAGCCUGUUGAGACCCGCUGAGAGUGUGCAGGCACGUGUUUUUAGGAACGGAGGGCGGGUCCUGCUGUGCUGGUGUCUCCGGCACCUGUGGAAAUCUUCAUGCAGUUUCUUCCUGCAUCUGUCGGCGUGUUUUGCGAACAGGUUUUGUGAAGGCACGAAGCCCUGAAGGACCCUUGGAAAUGGAUCGCUCGUCUUUAAAAUGGAAACGCACCCUUGAGGGUUAGCUCAGAGCCAGCCGCGGCCGGGCCUCCUGAAGCCGGCGUUCCAGAAGCCCAGGGCCUGUCAGCGCGGACAGAGGGCACGGGCCCCAGACCAUGGUCACCCUCAUCACUGAGAAGCUGCAGAACCAGAGCCUGGAUGACCUCGCCCGCAAGAGCUACGACGCCGGCCCGAAGCUGAACACAAGUGGCUGUUUGUCCCCUUUUGAGACCGACGGAGACCGGCACCCCCAGGAGGUCACCGGUGGAGGACAGCCUGUCGGAAGCCAGGCGGCCGCGGGCCCUGCCCCCCCCUUCCCGCCUGGCCCCUGCGGCCCGAGCGCGGUGCGUGCCCGGGACCUCGGGGACGGCGCGGGGCCGGCCUCGGCGCCGCCCACCAAGCGACACUGCCGCUCCCUGUCCGAGCCCGACGAGCUGGCGCGCUGCCGGUCCCCGUGGCGGCCCGGCGGCUCCGGAGUCUGGACUCGGGUCUCCAAGAGGCGGUGCCACAGCGGCGGGAGCGCCUGGCCGCCGGGCCGCGCCCUCCCCGCUGCCGGCCCCGCCACGCCCCCCGCACCCCGGCCGACCUCCGCCUCGGCCAGCAGCGGCCUCCUGGCCUGUGGCCCCGCCGGGCCACCCGGGGGGCCCCGCGCGCCCUCCCAGCGCCGCCGCCUGUCCCUGUCGCAGGAGCGCCUGGCGCCGCCCUCGGCCGGCAGCACGCCUGCGUCCACGCCCGUGUCCACACCCGUGUCCACGCCCGAGCUGGGCCGCCGCCGGGGCCUGCUCCGCUGCCACUCCCAGCCGUGCGUGCGCGCGGGCGGCCAGGGCCAGCGGAAGCGCAGGCGCGAGGAGGACGCCCGCUGGCCACGCCCGGCCCUGGACUUCCUGAAAAUGACCCGGACGAUAAAAAAUUCCAAAAGCCUUUGCUCCCUCGAGUAUGAAGACGAGGAGGAGGAUGACGCCCGCGCGACGGUGGCCGUGUCCUCCUCGUGGGACCCCCGCGGCCCCGCGGGCAUUGCCGCGCCCAGCCCGGGGCCCGGGCGGGGGUGGGCGGCCGGCGAGGGCGAGGGCGGGCGUGGCGGGGACCCCAGGGACUGGGACCGCGCAGGGGAGGAGGGCGUCUUCCGGCGGGGCCGCGGCGAGCUGGACCUGGAGCAGAUCGAGAACAACUGACGGGCGGGCAGGGGAGGGGAUGAGGCGGGCGCCCCGGCUCUCUCCCGCGCACGCGCCGCUGUGAACACGAGGUGUGACGUUGAUUCAGCCUUUCCUAAAGAAGUAUUCUGCGUCUUUAUGGCGUUUACAGUUCCGAGAGAGCGUCUCUGUUUUGAGGUGAACUUUCAGGAGGGCGUUCGGCGAGCAGCGUCUGUGCACAGGCCCCGGCGCAGCGUGCACCCGGGCGCGAGGCCGGCCCCUCCGCGGACGCGGUCACGCGAGCUGGGCUCUUCGGAGCAGGGCCGCGUCACCCAGGACGUGGCACGGGCGGUGGGGACGCGGCCCCGGCAGCCCUGCUCUGUCACGUCAAUAAAAGGCAUCUCUUUG
Messenger RNA from Hippopotamus amphibius kiboko, 4172 nucleotides. It is a transcript of the gene FAM53A, whose product is annotated as family with sequence similarity 53 member A. The coding region runs from base 2751 to 3806 and encodes 351 amino acids. Gene Ontology annotation, cellular component: nucleus. The record is from RefSeq and is a predicted model, not a curated record. Gene Ontology annotation, biological process: protein import into nucleus. The transcript has 6 exons. NCBI's taxonomy places the organism in Eukaryota, Metazoa, Chordata, Mammalia, Artiodactyla, Hippopotamidae.